AUUUGUUACAUCUACCCCAGAAUUGGUCCAAAAUGGUUAGUUCAACACAAAAUAAAAGAAUGAACAAUUCACACAUGGAAUACAAAAUGACUCCGAUGAGAGAUGUUUAUUAUGAAGAAGAAAAGAAAAUAUGCUGUGGGAAACUUACUUACAAGAACGCUUGUAUAUUGAUUGGAGUCCUUGAGGUUGCAUAUUGGGUUUAUUAUGGAGUUCUACUUGUUUUCGCAAUUGUGCAUCACCAGAAAGCUUGGAGUGUUGUUUUCACCGGAGUCAAUUUGAUAAUGCUCACUGCUCAAGUCGUCAUUUUAUGGGUAGGAGUUGUCAAGGAGGCUCACAAAUUUCUUCAAACUCAUCUCGUUUUCUUGUCUCUAUCCUUCAUUUGGGACGUUGUACUUGCCAUCGGAUUCAUCUGCUUAUCAGUUCUUCCUUACGCAUAUACAAAUGAUAUAUUCCAAUAUAAAGGAGCAGAAUGGAAUGCGAGAUUAUUUGCAAUUAUUAUGGGAUCCCUUCUACUUCUCUGGUUCAUUGCUCGUUUCUUUGGUACUAUCAUCAUUUAUAGAUAUUGGAAAUUGUUGAGAGCUUUGGAUGGGUACGGAAAUGAUAAUGAUUAAUGAAAAUGAUUUUUUAAUUUUUAUCAAAUUUUUUAUAUUGGUUAUAUUUACGGGUUCAAAUGUUUUUCUCUUCGAAUAAAUUUUGAAAUUGAUGA
Messenger RNA from Caenorhabditis elegans, 706 nucleotides. RefSeq names its product MARVEL domain-containing protein (gene C07H4.1). The record is from RefSeq and is marked reviewed. NCBI's taxonomy places the organism in Eukaryota, Metazoa, Nematoda, Chromadorea, Rhabditida, Rhabditidae. The transcript is spliced from 5 exons. Bases 33 to 611 code for a protein of 192 amino acids.